This is a messenger RNA of Lactuca sativa (garden lettuce), 2184 nucleotides long. Its product is annotated as cytochrome P450 86A22. The record is from RefSeq and is a predicted model, not a curated record. NCBI's taxonomy places the organism in Eukaryota, Viridiplantae, Streptophyta, Magnoliopsida, Asterales, Asteraceae. Gene Ontology annotation, molecular function: oxidoreductase activity, acting on paired donors, with incorporation or reduction of molecular oxygen; heme binding; iron ion binding.
UGGUAUCAUACCUUCUUGCGUUGUUCCUUAUUUAAAUGACUCUUGUUCUUCAUUUUUCUCUAUCUCCCCACCCAUACUUUUUUUCCAUCGCCCUCUAAGGAAACUCUUUCAUCCUCCAUAGUCAUUCUACACAGUACUCAUUGUUACUGUCUGCAGAAAUAUUAAUAUUGUAUUUUCCGCUUGGAAGUUUUGCAUAUGCUUAGGUUGUGAAGUUGCAUGGUUUUCCAGGUGGUGGUUGGUAAUUAAUUAAGGUGUGAGAUUGGAAGUUGGAUCAAGGGGUGAGAUGGAUUCGUCUACGUGGUGGCUUAUUUUAUCUGGUAUGGUAGCGUAUGUGAUAUGGUUCAAGUCAAUCACACGGUCGUUAAGUGGUCCACGUGUGUGGCCUGUUUUGGGCAGUUUGCCAGGCUUAAUCCAGAACGCUAAUCGUAUGCAUGAUUGGAUCGCUGAUAAUCUUCGUGCGUGUGGAGGCACUUACCAAACCUGUAUUUCUCCCAUCCCUUUUCUAGCACGGAAGCAAGGUCUCGUGACUGUCACGUGCGAUCCCAAAAACCUUGAACAUAUUCUCAAGGCUAAAUUCGAUAAUUACCCAAAGGGCCCGACUUGGCAAGCUGUUUUCCAUGAUCUACUUGGUGAAGGGAUCUUUAACUCCGAUGGUGACACGUGGCUUUUCCAGCGUAAGACUGCUGCACUGGAGUUCACCACCCGGACCCUCAGACAAGCCAUGGCUCGUUGGGUAAACCGAGCUAUCAAACUUAGGUUUUGUCCCCUUUUAAAAACAGCUCAGCUUGAAAACAAGCCGGUUGACUUACAAGACCUUUUGCUUCGGCUCACUUUCGAUAACAUAUGCGGCUUGGCUUUCGGAAUGGACCCACAAACUUUAUCCCCCGGUUUACCGGAAAAUAGCUUCGCAUCGGCUUUUGACCGAGCCACUGAAGCCACCCUGCAACGCUUUAUCUUGCCGGAGAGUAUAUGGAAGCUGAAGAAAAUGCUUGGGCUCGGUAUGGAGGUUGACUUGAGCCAAAGCUUAAACCACGUGGACACCUAUCUGACAGCUGUCAUUAAUACACGUAAGCUGGAGUUGCUGAAUAAGGUCGGCGCCGACGGUGGCACCCCCCAUGAUGACUUGCUCUCUCGGUUCAUGAAGAAGAAAGAGUCAUACUCAGACACGUUCCUACAGCAUGUGGCACUCAAUUUCAUCUUAGCUGGACGUGACACGUCAUCAGUGGCGUUGAGCUGGUUUUUUUGGCUCGUAAUUAGAAAUCCCAGAGUCGAAAUGAAAAUCUUGACAGAGCUGUGUGCAGUUUUAAUAGAGACACGUGGCAGUGACACGAGUAAAUGGUUAGAGGAGCCUUUGGGCUUCGAAGAAGUUGACCAAUUGACAUAUCUGAAAGCAGCAUUAACGGAGACACUCCGGCUAUACCCAUCGGUUCCGGAGGACUCCAAGCACGUCGCGGCCGAUGACAUCCUACCAGACGGCACGGUUGUUCCGGCUGGUUCCUCCGUCACUUAUUCAAUUUACUCCACUGGUCGGAUGAAAUUCAUCUGGGGAGAAGACGUUCUCGAGUUCCGGCCGGAGCGGUGGUUAACCGACGACGGUAAAAAGUUCGAGAUCAUGAAGGAUCAAUUCCGAUUUGUCUCAUUCAACGCCGGACCCAGAAUUUGUUUAGGCAAGGACUUGGCAUACUUACAAAUGAAGUCGAUAGCGGCAGCUGUAUUGCUCCGCCACCGCCUCUCGGUGGUUCCCGGCCACCGUGUAGAGCAAAAGAUGUCACUAACUCUGUUUAUGAAAUACGGUCUUAAAGUGAAACUCCACCCACGGGAUUUGGCACCCAUAGUGGCCAAAAUCGGUAGCACGGGGAUAGCACGUGAUCGAGAGUCGAUGAAUUGUUAAUAUUAUUAUUUAUUAUUGGUGCGAUGAUAUAUAAGAACUAAAGUACACUAUCGGCUUACUUUAUGCUGCAUCACAGACGGUUUUAUGGUCACACGAUCAAAAGCGUCAUAAACUAAGACAUCUCACAGGUUACCUGAUUGCCAGGAAGAAAAGAAUUGGCAAAUUUAGAUUGUGAAAAUAUCCAAGUGUUUCACAAGUUAUUACCUUUUUUAUUUUUUUGCGAAUAAAUAAUAUAUACAUGUAAUGAAUAUUAUAUAUCUUUUUUUUUCAAUGAAGGGUGAUUAAAUUAUUCA